This is a messenger RNA of Lytechinus variegatus (green sea urchin), 2878 nucleotides long. Its product is annotated as sodium- and chloride-dependent GABA transporter ine-like. Gene Ontology annotation, biological process: sodium ion transmembrane transport. The transcript is spliced from 14 exons. Gene Ontology annotation, cellular component: membrane. Lineage: Eukaryota; Metazoa; Echinodermata; Echinoidea; Temnopleuroida; Toxopneustidae. Bases 178 to 2094 code for a protein of 638 amino acids. The record is from RefSeq and is a predicted model, not a curated record.
GAUCAGUUUAGCUCGGAGCUUCUGGAAAGCAGGUUCAAAAACUGCAACUGUGUACCGGUAUCUCCAUAAUUGCUUACAUUUAAUGUCCAUUAAUGUGACAUAUGAUAAUCUGCAGCAGUAGAAUUCAGGAAACUAUUGUCAUUUGAGGGUCACAGGAAGUCUUGUAUUUCCAUCAAAAUGGGUGAGAAAGGAGAAGAACAUGAUUUUGCGGUGGUCAAUCCAGCUCUUGUCGAAGAUGAAAAGGACUCUCAUGCCACCAGUACCAAGGAGCUUGAAAGCAACAUGCCAUCGUCAAAGGCAAGCUUCUCUCCCCUCAAAGGAUCGGCGACGCCCAAGGCAGGUUACCCCGGUGCCAGCAGGGAGAAGUGGGGCAACAAGGCUCAAUUUAUCCUUGCGUGUGUGGGAUAUGCUGUUGGUCUCGGAAACGUCUGGAGGUUCCCUUAUCUCUGUUAUAAGAGUGGUGGAGGUGCCUUCUUGAUACCAUACUUCCUGACAUUGUUCUUGACCGGGAUACCUCUUCUACUGCUUGAGUUUGGUCUUGGACAGUACAUACGCCAUGGUCCAGUUGUAGCCUUUAAGAAGAUCACCCCUUUGUUCAAAGGUACUGGUGUAGCAACUGUAAUGAUCACUUUCCUCUUGACAACGUACUACAACGUGAUCAUGACGUGGGCCCUCUUCUACCUGUUUGCAUCGUUCCAGAGUGUCCUCCCGUGGUCUGGAUGCAACAAUACCUGGAACACGGACAAUUGCUGGUCCCAAGAGGACUACCUUAGUCUGGGACCUAAUGAGACCAAACCCAACGGAACCAAUUCAUCUACUCAGGAGUACUUUGACCACCGGGUAUUACAGAUCAGCGGUGGGAUUGAUGAACCAAAUGGUAUGCGUUGGGAGCUGUUCGGUCUCUUGCUCUUGGCUUGGAUCCUUGUGUACUUUUGUCUCUUCAAGGGUGUUGCUACAUCAGGCAAGGUUGUGUACUUCACAGCUACCUUCCCCUAUUUGGUUUUGAUUGUUCUGUUAAUAAACGGUGCCCUGUUAGAUGGGGCUGGCGAUGGUAUGAGUUACCUCUUUAAACCUCGCUGGGAACUCCUCAAACAAGCUUCGGUAUGGGAAGCUGCAGCUGCUCAGAAUUUCAACUCCAUUGGGAUUGCCUUUGGUUCUAUGAUAGCACUGUCUAGUUACAACGAAUUCAAGAAUCGGUCUAUAGUGAGAGAUACUCUUACUAUAUGUGGGAUCAACAGUUUUACCAGUAUAUUUGCUUCUUGUGUGAUCUUCUGUGCUUUGGGUUAUAUUUCCAAGAUUCAAGGAGCUAACAUUGAUGAUGUGGUGGUAUCAGGUCCCGGUCUAGUAUUUGUCACCUACCCAGUUGUAUUCAACACCAUGCCUGCACCUCAGUUGUGGGCUGUACUCUUUUUCCUCAUGUUAGUCUGUCUUGGAAUAGAUAGCCAGUUUGCCAUGGUCGAAGUGGUUGUUGCUACCUUCAGUGAAGGUUUUCCUAAACUGCGUCAGUUCUACUUCAAUCGAAAAGAGAUCCUGGUCCUCUAUAUAUGUGUUAUCUCCUUUCUCCUUGGUCUUCCUAACAUCACCAGGGGAGGAAUGUACUUCUUCCAGAUCAUGGAUUGGUAUACUGCUGUUAUCUCUCUCUUCUUUGUUGCCAUAGCUGAGGCUAUAGCUGUAUGCUGGGUUUAUGGUGGGAAUCGGCUGGCAAAGAAUAUUGAGGCCAUGACAGGAUCUUAUCCAAACAUAUACUUCAGAGCCUGUUGGUUGGUCAUCUCGCCAGUUCUUAUUCUUGCCAUUCUCAUCUUCACAAUUGUGGACUAUGAACCUGUGACGUAUGGUAAAUACAUCUACCCCGCCUGGUGCCAAGGCCUCGGCUGGUGUGUGGCUCUCUUGUCCAUCAUGUGUAUGCCCGUUGGAGCCAUACAUACAUUGGCUACUUCCAAGGGAUCUAUGAAAGACCGCCUGCUGAAUGGCCUCAAGGCGGACUUUGAUGAUGAAACUCACAUCAAAGAAUGCGAAGGAUUCGACUAUGACAUUGAGAUGACCUCCAAACCGCCAUCGUAUGACAUGGUUGUUGGUAAUGGUAACGUUGCCUAGAUAUAGGGAAAGUGCUUUUACAUUGUCUGGCCUGUAUUCCAGUCUAUAUUCACUUAAACCAUAUUCUAAGUCUGUAGUAAUAUUAUGGGUAGCCAAAGGUGUUCACACUGUUAAUUUCAUAUGGAUACUUAGCUCUUUUUUCAUAGGUUAUUGGUAAAAAAUGUAUUGUAUUUAUCAUUUUCACACAUUUCUUUAAAGAUAAAUACCAGUUGUGCUUUGAGUUUGAACAGGAUCCAAUGAAAUUUCAACCAAAGUGUUUGCAUGUAUUAAUGAAAAAGAUGUGCCAAAUAGCUCUUGAAGAAAAUGGGUAAUUGCUGAGAAAUGAGCAAAAUAAGCACAGAAUUCCAUCAAAUGUCAGGUAUUUUAUUAAGCAAUAUUAAUACAUUGUCCCACAUAUGCUUUUUGCGUGUUAGUGAACAUCAGAAUUAUCUAUUUUUAGGCUAAAAUUUCAUGAUUAUACAAAGAUAAGUUUACAUUAAUGUACCAGAUCUAGAUGUAGGAUAAUAUUUUGACAAUCAACUUUGAUUUAAAAGACUUUCUCUUGAAAUAAUUUUUGCUGCAACUUAUGUACUCAUAGAACCAAGUGUAAAAUUGACCAUCUACUCUUAUGGGCUUGUGGUCUAUUUUGGCAAAUCAUAGUUUCAAAUCACAGAUUUAGGCUAUAGUUUAACUUAAAUCUGAAUGAAUUCAGUUUGAGGAGGCGCGGUAGCUCAGUCGGUAGAGCAGGGGAUUCGUAUUCCGGUGACCCGGGUUACAUUCCCACUUGGUGCGCUAGUGCCCUUUG